Molecule: messenger RNA, 543 nt
Organism: Echinostoma caproni
Lineage: Eukaryota; Metazoa; Platyhelminthes; Trematoda; Plagiorchiida; Echinostomatidae
Source: the annotation of a GenBank genome assembly
AUGUCAUCGUUUAUUCUUCAUGGACUGCUCCUCCCACUCCCGGUUGUGCCACCUGCAUUGCACUGCCCCAGUUCUCAUCCCAGUCUUGCCUGCUGUUCUCUCGAUCUCGAGGGAGUCGCGUCACCCGAACGAUUUGUUCGAACCCGGUUAUAUUUCACCAGUGAAAGUCACCUGCACUCGCUGCUCACUUGUCUACGUUAUGGUGAAUUGGCCGAUGUGACUACAGACGAGCAAUGGCGACGUGCAAUGGAUUACGUCUCGUCCAUAUCGGAGAUCAAUUACCUUGCUCAAAUAGUGAUCAUGAUUUAUGAGGAUCCGACAGAGGAACCGAAAACGGAGAAGCGAUUUCAUGUUGAAUUGCACUUCAGUCCGGGUGCAUUUGCUCUGUGUCAUGAUCUACCGGAGGGUAUUGGAUUUCGUCCAGGGAAACUUGAGUUAUGCCUAAGCAUGUCGUUUCACCUGCCCAUCCCUCAUUGCAAUUUGUCCUUAAUCGCUUCUCGGGUGUUGUUCUUCACCCAUCAUCAUCAUGAUCAUCGUUCUUGA